Messenger RNA from Fusarium oxysporum Fo47, 969 nucleotides. RefSeq lists its product as uncharacterized. The transcript is spliced from 7 exons. NCBI's taxonomy places the organism in Eukaryota, Fungi, Ascomycota, Sordariomycetes, Hypocreales, Nectriaceae. The record is from RefSeq and is a predicted model, not a curated record. Bases 1 to 969 code for a protein of 322 amino acids.
AUGGCACUUGCGAACUCACUCACGGCAUUACUCGGGCUUAUCCAAGGACCUAUUCUUGUCCCCUGGUAUAUGGGAACUAUAGAUGAGCUUCCUCCCCUCCUCGUCAACGGCCUCUUCAAUAUCAAAUUGCUGCAGUUUGUCGGUGAUGCAGCUGGACACAGAUUCAUUGAUGAUUUCAACCCUGUGUAUGCCAUAUCUCAGAUCCAGAGCUCGCUCGAUUGGACUUCUCUGAAUGUUGAGAAUAUGGCAAGUCUGGACAAUUUGUAUCGAAGGACCCGUCGCUAUUCGGAUGGCGAGCCAUGGCAGCAUUGGAUGUAUCUAUCGGCGCAAAUGGAGCCUUGGAAAAACAGCCCGACGCAUGAGGCGCUGGGACGGCCAAACUUUCAUUACAUGUCUUGCCACAAGACUUUCUUAUGCGCAUCACGGCGCGUAAAUGCGCCGGCACUAUUGCACUUCUCCAUCAACGCGACAGCAACCACGGAGCACCCGGAAUUUCCGUACCAUGAACCGGUAUCCGUGCGGGUAUUCGAGCUACCCUUACAAGAAACGAUCAUUCCCGGCGCCAAUUUGACCUUCUGGACGACCAAAGACACAUACUCUCAUUUCGUCCAAUCUUACGGCCUACUGGCCAAAGCGGAAGAUAAACGGACAACCCUAUGGAUCAUGCAAGAUACAACACUGAUAACCGGCGCUUAUCUUAUUUCUUUUGUAUUUUUGGCAUUUCCAACGUACUUGUUCAAGCACGUGAGAGCAAUGUUUGUGGAUACAAAGGAGCCCGAGACCUCUGGAACAGAACUGAAAAGCAAGAAUCCUUUGGCUCAAGCUCUGGAAGAGUUUCUUGGUGGAAGAGUGUUAAGAAAGAUUGAAGCAGAGCUUUCGAUGGAUGACUGGAACACCCCUGAGGAGAUUAUCCAAGAGUUCAAUGGUGCUUUGGGGCUAGAUGAAAAUAGGCAGCUCAAGGGUCGGUGA